This is a messenger RNA of Bipolaris maydis ATCC 48331, 1503 nucleotides long. RefSeq lists its product as uncharacterized. The record is from RefSeq and is a predicted model, not a curated record. Lineage: Eukaryota; Fungi; Ascomycota; Dothideomycetes; Pleosporales; Pleosporaceae.
AUGGGUAACAGCCUGAGAGAUCGAGAUUACCAACGUCACAACCAUGCAACCUAUGAGCGGACUGACGGGUCAAGAGAGAGGCAUCAGCGUCAACAUCGCAACCGGUCGCGCGACAGAGACCAUGAACAGCAUCGUGGCAACUCAUACGAUAGAUAUCAGUAUGGUUCUAACGAGGAGCAUCGCAAAGACAGAAAGAGAGAUCGCCUAGCAAGUGGCGCAGCUGGGUAUCAAACCCCAUGGCAGGAACUGAAAAAGGGGAAUGCCCUGGCAUCCCAUCAUUCCCAGCAUCUUAACGAAACGGACCACUCGAGAUCUCACCAUCAGUCUCGGGCCGAACAAAGACAUACAGGCGCUCGAGAAAGAAGGGUCGGUGCAUCUGACCCUCUACCGCGUCAGCAGAGAGGUCCCGAUGGUACACCAUUCGGCAGCCUGCCCAAGUACAAAUCCAAGCCAGGCAUAGCCUUCGGACUCGGCGAUCACUUCAUAAAUACAUACAAACAUAUCAAGGCCGAUUACGAUGCUGGAUAUAGAUCCAGAGGCUUCAUCGAGAAAACACUGUGUGAAGCGAGGAAGAAGAGACUAGAGGCAAAGACAAGGGAAGAAACGAUGAAUCAUGAUUGGAAUAGAGAAGAAACCUCGAGAAACAACAAAGUUCGGAAGCAGCCCGAGAUUGAUAAACGGGAUAAGCGGCGGAUUAAGGUCUAUGAGUGGAAGCCUAGAGCUAUUGAGGCUGAAGCGCUGGGGCGCCAUCACCAAAGUCAAAAGGAUCGUGGUCGGAUGGGUCAAGAUGGUGAGCAAAGAUGGAGAGUUGUUGGUCAGAAGAGUCGGGGCGCGUCAGUUCCUGUAAUACGUAUCCGACCUGCAUCACCUGUUGGAAGUCCUGAACGAACUAUUCCUCCUGGUUAUAGAACAAGGACAGUGCCAAAACCCUCAGGACGUCAAAAGUCUCAGGUUAGGAGCAAGAGGGACAUGUCUCAAUCUGGAGCAACAUCGUGCGAUUAUCAACGCAGCCAAGAAGCCCCAAUUCCGAGAGAUCACGAUUAUGAAGACAAUCACCAUGGAUAUAGACCGACAUACCCUCAGUCAAUUACUUUUGAUGACCCUCAACGUCAUGGUAUAGCUUCCUCUUACGUGGACAACCAAUCAUCAGUCAAGUCGGAAAUCGCCUCCAGAGCCGAGCCUCCCAUCAUGUCACACGCGCCUUCGCCUCCUCCCCCACCACCGGUUUUAAGAGCAGCUAGCAAUGGAAGAGCAGCUCUACUCGACUCGAUACAAGGCAGAAUCGAGCAACUCAGAAUAGCUAACCCAAACAAAAAGGACAAGUCUGCAGGCUCCACUGUAGGAGGGGUUUUGUAUGAGCAAACAGAGCACAGCCAGGAGGUCGAAGAGCGAGAACGUGCUCAAGCAAAAGGAUCAACUGACGGACAAGACCCUCAUCCAGAACCGAACAGAGCGUUUCGUCAAGACCUCUUAGAUGCACUACAGAGACGGAAUACUACAUGA